AAGUCAUUAAUAUAUACAAUCGCACAACUAUAGAGAAAUAAAUAAAGCUUGCAUUAAGAAACGGAAAAUAGCAGAAAACAAUCCUUAGUAUCUUUUCUGAGACUCAAUCAAAUAAGUUGAUACAUAUUAUCAAUGUCAUCUGAUGAAUAUCAUGGCAAAGACAUUUAUCGGUACUCAAGAAGAAGUUGUAGAAAGAGUCACAAGGAAACACAAGAAACUGAAAAAGAUAGUCCGCGGCUACAUACGAAUAUCGUAAUAUCUGAGAUGUCGCCUAGAAACGAAGACAGAAACGAGGGAACCUGCCGUAUAAGUGCACCUGGAUGCAGUUGUGAUUUAGAUCCCAACGGAGACAUAGCAAAUAUUUUACACAAGAAAUGUCCAGUUAUCAAUUUAGCACAACAGCAACUACAGCGUUUAUUAGAUGAAACUGAUAAAUUGUUAUGUGAUAAUACAAGGUGCUGCAGAUCUGUUUACGACUUCCUUUGUAUUUGUAGAGACAUAUUCAUGAAGCAGAACAAAUGCCGGUGUGCAUUUGUGGCUCUCGUCACUGUUGUUUUUAUUGCCGGCGUAUUGGUUGGCGCUGGCACUUGUGGUUCUUAUCUAGGAAAAUUCAACAGUCCCAUCCUUACUUGCAUAGAUAAUUUCUUUAUCCCUGCCUCUUACUCGACUGUGAGAGAUACUUACCUAAGCAUAACUUAAUGUAGUGUUGUAAUAAUGGUAGACGCAUUACUUACUUCAAACGCUUGAAUAGAAUCCAACUUUUUAAUUGAACUAAACAUAAACUAAGGUACCUAUAGAAGCCUAGAUUAUAUCUGGCCCAUGCCGCGUAUCUCUAUGCAUGGGUAAGUAAUAUAAUCAUCAGUCUAGGGCCCGAUCUAAGGAGGGUAAAAAUAAGAGGAUGGAAAAAAAUUGAGGAAGUUCUCAAUUUUUCUUAAUUUUUCGUAAUUUCUUACGAAAUAUGAUACAACUUUCCAAGACCAACAAAACAAAGAAUUGAGAAU
Diatraea saccharalis (sugarcane borer) is the source of this 1001-nucleotide messenger RNA. The record is from the annotation of a GenBank genome assembly. Lineage: Eukaryota; Metazoa; Arthropoda; Insecta; Lepidoptera; Crambidae.